Molecule: messenger RNA, 6234 nt
Organism: Sardina pilchardus (European sardine)
Lineage: Eukaryota; Metazoa; Chordata; Actinopteri; Clupeiformes; Clupeidae
Gene: lmbr1
Product: limb development membrane protein 1
Exons: 17
Coding region: 134-1612 (492 amino acids)
Biological process (GO): signal transduction
Cellular component (GO): plasma membrane
Molecular function (GO): transmembrane signaling receptor activity
Source: RefSeq, a predicted model, not a curated record
UGCUAAUGUUGGUAACGGAUUGUUUAGGGGCGAUUGUCAACCAUUUAACCCAGUAUUGCUAAAGAAACAUAUUUUAUAAGACCAUGUUGAUUUUAGUUUUAUGAGUAAGUGAUGCGUAUAUUCAAUAUGAAGAAUGGAAGACGACGAUGUUACCAUCAGAGAACAAAAUUUCCACAGUCAAGUUCGGGAAUACAUUAUCUGCUUCCUUCUUUUUGCAGUGCUGUACAUUGUGUCUUACUGCAUCAUCACCCGCUACAAGAGAAAAAGUGAUGACCAGGAAGAUGAAGAUGCCGUAGUCAACAGAAUAUCUCUUUACCUGUGCACCUUCACUCUUGCCAUCUCAGGUGGGGCAGUUCUGCUGCUUCCCUUCUCCAUAAUCAGUAAUGAGAUCCUGCUCUCCCUGCCCAGAAACUACUACAUACAGUGGCUCAAUGGCUCUCUCAUCCAUGGGCUGUGGAACCUGGUGUCGCUGUUCUCCAACCUCUGUCUCUUUGUGCUCAUGCCCUUUGCCUAUUUCUUCCUGGAGUCCGAGGGCUUCGCAGGAUCUAAAAAGGGCAUUAGGUCACGCGUGUUGGAGACGUUUGUGAUGCUGUUCCUCCUUGGCCUGCUCAUCCUGGGAAUUGUGUGGGUGGCCUCUGCCCUCAUCGACAACGAUGCAGCCAGCAUGGAGUCCUUAUACGACCUGUGGGAGUUCUACCUGCCUUACCUGUACUCCUGCAUCUCUCUCAUGGGCGGCCUGCUCCUGCUCAUGUGUACCCCAGUAGGGUUGUCACGCAUGUUCACCGUUAUGGGUCAGCUCCUGGUCAAGCCUACGAUAUUGGAGGAUUUGGAUGAGCAGAUCUACUGUAUAGUCUUGCAAGAGGAGGCCUUGACAAGAAGACUUAACGGCUCGGCCUCCAAUUCCCACGUCCACGGCAGCGUGCAGCACCUGCACAAGGAGCUGGACAGCAUACGGAAUCAGAGGAAUAAGCUGGAGAGACGCAAGAAGGCGUCUGCCUGGGAGAAGAACCUGCUCUACCCCUUUGUCAUGCUGAUCUUGCUGACCGGAACUACCAUCUCCGUUCUGUUGGUGGCUCUGAACAUCCUGUACCUGCUGGUGGAUGAGACUGCACUGCCAAAAGGAUCUACGGACCGUGGGAUUGGUAAUGCCUCCUUGUCUACGUUUGGGGUCGUGCAGGCCGUGGUGGAGAUCAUCUUGAUGUUCUACCUGCUGGUGUCCUCUGUAGUGGGCUUCUACAGCCUCCGCAUCUUCAAGGGCCUCACGCCUUGCAAGGACGACACCACCAUGACCGCGAUCAUUGGUUGCUGUGUGUCCAUCCUGGUCCUGAGCUCUGCGCUCCCGGUGAUGUCCAGAACCCUGGGAAUAACCCGCUUCGACCUGCUGGGCGAUUUCGGGAGAUUCAACUGGCUGGGAAACUUCUACAUCGUCCUGUCCUACAACCUGUUGUUCGCCGUGGUGACGACCCUGUGCCUGGUGCGCAAGUUCACUUCCGCCAUCCGCGAGGAGCUGCUCAAAGCUUUAGGCUUGGAUAAACUCAACCUGUCAUACAGCCCCACUGACCCCGAGUCUGCCAAGCUGUCCACCGCCAACGGCCACCAGAAGACUCUCUAAAGGGGACGGCCAUCACACUGAAACUUAGACACACACACACACACACACACACACACACACAUUCAUUUUACAGACUUAGAGACUUUUGACAUGAAUGCACCCAAACACCUGUUGAAAGUGGAAUGCGACUCCUCCACUGCAGUGAUGGAGAGCACCGGCUGAAAGCACCGGCUGAAACUUAGACACACACACACACACACAUACACACACACACACACACACACACACACAGAGAUGGGCAAAGCGCCGGCCCAGUGUGGCUACACCCGCACCAGCAGGACAAGGAACCCUGGCAAACGAGCCUUAGGUCACCAAGGGAGGAAGAUCCGUACAGGAUAUGGGGGAGAGGGAGAGGGAGAGAGAGAGAGAAGGGGUAACAGACAUUGGUGAGAACUCCGCCCCAGAAGUCUUAUGACAUUCCACUUCUCUCCAUGGAAGAACGGCAGAAGAGGGACUGGAUGAAUGAGUGGAAUCGAGGCGAAGGAAAAGGGAAAAAACCUCUACUCCUCUCUCUCUCUCUCUCUCUCUCUCUCCCCCAUACGUUGAAUCUUCCCCCAUUCUUCUUUUUUAUCCGUGUGUAUGGACUCCACUGUGGUCCUCCUCAUCUCUCCCCUCCUCUGGUGUUGCCGUGGCCACACUCUGUGCUCCGCUCCACUCCUCCUUUUGUGACGUUCUCUGUGAAGACACAUUUACUGGCUAUUCUUCGUGACGGACUCACCGUUUAUUUUUGUUUACUUUUUGUUAUUUUUUUUAUUUAGUUUUUGUAUAUAUGCUAACCGUACCAUCUUUUCUUCUCUCUAUCUAUUCUGUCUUUCCUUCAUUUUUUUCUCCUCUCCCUAUCUCUUUUUGUUUGAAAUCCUGAAGCAUUUUCAGCACUCGCUUUGUGUUGCUGUUGUUUGUUGUGUGCUUUUCUUGCUGUCACUCUUUUGCCCUCUCCUCUAUGCUUUCGCCAGGAUAUUUACAGCCGGUCAGGCACACCACUACAUUUUUUUAGGGUGGGGGGUGGGGUCAUGCAUACGCAUAUGCAUGUGGGACUCCUCAAUAUUCAUAUGCAGAGUUAGGAAAAAUAAAUACUUUUUUGGAGAAGGGUACUUGUUGUUAGAAGCUGUGCGAUCUCUACGGUCUGCAGGCUAAACACACCACACUGAAUUCCCUCAUUUUGACAUUUGGUCAGUGAGCCUAUCGCAGUGUGGUUUGUGACGGCUGUUGCGAUCUCUAGAAGUCUUGUGCGACUACUACACAACCAUUUCAACAUUGUUCUGUGGAGUGGCAAGGAGAUAAUGUAUUUUAUCGUACACUAAGGGUGCUUUUUAAGCUUGCUUUUAAACGACUUUGCCAUUCGUAAUGCUUUCAUUCAUUGUUUUUCUGCGUGAUGCUUUCUACUUAACCAACCAGCCUUUUUUCUCUCUCAAUGUACAUGCUCACUUCCGAGCGGAAGUUGCCUAGGAUACCUUCCCCAGUUAACACUAGUCGGUGUGUUGCACAUUAACAUGGAAAAAUCCCCUUUAGUCACCUGGGGGCCUGUUGCUGCAACAAACGACUGGCUGAAAAUCAAUGGCCAGCUCAUCAAUGGUUAGAUGUCCCCCAGCUGAAGAAUGAGCCAACCUAACGUCAAUGUUACUGUCUGAAUGUCACCAUGGCAAGCAUUUAUGUAGCCAUUACCUAGCGAGCUCGACACUUGCAUUCCGGCUUUGCUAGAGUACCUCUGGCUAGGAAUGUAUAUGGUACUGGGCAUUCAGCCUAGCAAGGGAGCUAGCGCUGCUGUGCUCUGAUUGUUAGGAAACUUUUUUUCUCUCUCUCUCUCUUUCUUGCGACAUUGGGACGGGCAAGAUAACUUUGUGAGCCAAGUCGGUGUCGGUGAUGUCUGUCCUGACCUUAUUGGCCAGUAAGACUGGAGCCAGGUCACAGAUCACCAAUCAGCGCUGGCAGCUCCACGCACCCAGCCAAUGAAUGAAAAAGAAGGAAACAAUAGGAAAAUACUGGCAUUGUACUUCCUACUUGUGUGUGUAUAACAGACAGUCCCUUGGAACUCCAUUGUCACACCCAGUGGUGACUAAAAGAGGUCUUUACAUUGUAAAGGGACGACGUAUUAGCACACUAUUGAAUCAGUCUCAUAGGUUUAGGGGUUGCAGUGGUAUUUUCUCUCUUUUUUUACAGGCACACUUUUUCAGUUUGUUCUGCACCUUUGAGCAGAGAUAGUGUAUUUGUGUGUGUGUGUGUGUGUGUGUGUGUGUGUGUGUGUGUGUGUGUGUGUGUGUGUGUGUGUGUGUGUGUGUGUGUGUGUGUGUGUGUGUGUGUGUGUGUGUGUGUGUGUGUGUGUGUGUGUGUGUGUGUGUGUGUGUGUGUGUGUGUGUGUCACAGUGGUCAUCCAUAUGAUGGUCAAAAGAAACCGGAAGCUGGGUGCCAAGCUAUGCUGGUACCUCACGCUAGAGCAAAGUUAGGUUAUGCUCUUUCUAGACAUUCCCACAGAAGACAAUUAAUGUGAAACAAAUGUGAGCCUGUUCUGUUGCAAUCCUUUUCACUUUCCUCAGUCACCUGGUAAUGUUUUUUUUUGUUACACAACUUCUUUUUGGUUUGUUUGUGUAUACUUUUGUUCAUACACAAUGUGAAUAGUUCACUAUAACUCAUAGUAUCAUAUCACUCAUUUUUCUUCACUCCUGGCUGGAAAAGAUUACCUGAAGACAAACCUCAUCUUCUUGUAAAUGUUGUAUUUAUCUGUAUAUAAGCCUCACCUUUUGUAUUGAGCUUAUGUGAGUGUUUGAUCCUUUGUACAGCCUGUGCGUGUGUGUGUGCGUGUGUGUUUUAUUGUAGAUGCCUCUCUUAUUCUGGCUGUGUGAAAAUCUGCGUUUUCUUUUUUUCAUGAAAACUUCACCUCUGAUGCCUUAACAGGGGAAGGUGUUUGUGUGAAUGGAAGUCUAUGUCUAUAUGUGUAUACUCCAGAUAUGUCUGUGUUUCAUUUCAGUGUGUCUGUUUGUGCACUUUUUACAGAAAAAAGGACAAAUUCACUGUGAAGCCCUCUUGUGAAAAUGAAACGCAGUAUAACUAUAAGGCACGCCAAAUAAUAAUUUUAAAAAAAAAUUGAAAAUAAAAAAGCCAAAAGGAAAAAAACUAAAAUGUCACUCGAAAUGGAACAGUAAAUUUGUAUUUACACAGGCAUGGUCACUCGAUACUUUUACUCACCUCUAAAGAGAAGCUCUGGGGCUGACUAAACUUUUUAAACCUGUGAUGAUACCAUGUACAAGGACAAGAUAUUUAGAGACAUACCUCAGUCAAAAAAUACAACAUGCGGCACCAACUUUACAGAUGGACCUGUCUUUGUGAGGAUUGUAUGGUUGAUGUAUGUGAAGUAACUUGGAUGGUAAAUGCGUUGAUUAGAUAAAAAUGUACAAAGAAUGCUCAACCCCCCCCCCCCCUUUUCUCUCUCUCUCUAUUGCACAAUGUGAAUGCCGUAUGUUUAAAAGACAUGGAGGGAAAGUGAAAAUAAGAUGUUUAUUGUUAAUGUUUAAUCCAGUUGGAGGUCAGUGGAACUGCUUCAGGUAGUUUUUUUUUUAAAACUGCACAUAGUGAUAUCAAACUCCUUGAUACACACUCUGAUUGGCCAUUAGUACAAGUGUAGACGUGUGUAAUGUAUGUGUGUGUGUGUGUGUGUGUUUUUUAUAUAUAUAUAUAAUAAUUUGUCGGGGCUUGGUAAUUAGGACUUAAAACCAAGAGAUGGCACAGUGCAGCCAAUCAAUCCUUUUUUAUUAGUCGGCUGAAGACAGGAGGGGAGUGCUGAAACCACACAUACUGGACUGCCCCAGCCUCCGUCCUGGCAGAGCUACUUGAUAGAUCAUUCUCCAAGCCAUGAUCACUCCAAGGUGUGUGUGUGUGUGUGUGUGUGUGUUUCUGUUUGGUUAUUCUUUGCCUCUUUGCUAUGGUCCAUCCCGCCCUCCCCUGUCAUCAGCACACGAUACAAACUAUUAGCAACCCCUGCAGCUGCAAUUGUUCAUGGGGGAUAAAAAAAACAAACAAAAAAAAACAAAGCCCUCCUCAAACUGUAUAUUCAGUAUUUUAGUGGUGGAGAUGCUUGUGUGCUUCCUUCACCUUUCCAAGCACUCCAGGCUGACUGCUAAUAAUGAACCAGAAAGCCUACAUUGUUUUUAACCAUAUCAAUAGCACUGGCUGAUUAAUAAUACCAUAGGUUGUGAGGAUCGUCCACAGACUGAUUCAUUUGGAGGUUAUGAGGGUUGCCCCUUGGAUGUUGAGGAAAGAUACGGUUUCCUUUGAUCAACGCAUUCAUCCAACAAUUAUGCAGCUAAACACCAUUAAAGCCUGGCGACGUUUGGUGGCUAAACUGGCAAAGGUCUGGUUAGAGUGAUGCCUCGGCGCUGCCUUACAGUAGUUUCAGGUCAUUAGAGACGCAAAUUCCACACUAAGUGGCUAUCUGUCAUGUCUAUGCAUGUUUGUUUGUUUGUUUGUUUGUUUGUUUUGCGACAUAUGUGAAUGUACUUUUUUUUGCAAAGAUGUUCAUUUCUUUAUGUUGUGUUUUUGUCUUUGUUGUAAGCGUUGUAAAAUAAAAAAAUGAUGACAUCUGCAUUUACAAUUUUACCACUUUACAUUAAAGUUUUGCAAUUUGAGGAAAA